UCUGGCCAUCUACACCGAUUUCAGAAGACACUCAUCUAUCUGAGUGUGCCAGAGCGAAGAAUAACUGACGAAUUUACGAACGCUCAACACUCGUUGAAUAUGGCCGGUUUCGGCAAAAACGCGUAAUUAAAUUGUUUACAGCAGCACAGUGACAGUCACCAGAUCUCUGGAUAACAUGAACAGCCUAACCAGCUCUGCUAGUAUGUCUGGAAGUAGCUAGCCAACGUUAGCCAGUUAGCGUGGAUGCUUGACUGCCGUUGUGAGAACCCCCUGCAACUGGAUACUGACAUUUAUAAGGCACCCUUUCCCCAAAUCGAGAACGAAGACGUUGUCGCAAGAGCAGUGUCUCAGGUAUGGAUUGGAUAGCUGUGUUCACAUCCUUGGAGGCGGUGUGUAAGGAAAACAUCACUGCUCUGUCUGGGCCUCCUGACUUGCCAUAUGGUGACGUGUCCAGGCGCUUGGUGACAUGCAUGAGAAAGAUUCAGGACCAUGGUCGUGCCCUGGAACCUGUGGUUUCUGGCAUCACUGCAGUCUACCACCACUAUGACUUUGACUCUGAUACCCCUGGGAAUGGGUAUCGCACACUGGUCAAGGUGUUGCAGUCUUGCCUUCUGCACAUCAUCCACAACGGCCGCUACAUUGCCUCUAACUGCCACAGGGCCUUCUUCAGGGCCGACCACAACGCCUCAGAGAUGGAGGCCUAUGGCAGUGUCCUGUGUCAGCUACGGGCCCUCCUCUACAUUGCCCAGGGAAUGCUCCACGACAACAGUCCCGGGCAGCUGUACGGAGAGCAGGACGGAGAGCUGAGCAGGUGGUUGGUGAGGGAGUAUGCCUCCAUGCACAAGGCCUGCUUCUACGGCCGCUGCCUGGGCUUUCAGUUCUCAUCUUCCCUUCGUCCGAUCCUGCAGUCAUUAAUCAUAAGCAUGGUCUCGUUUGGAGAGAGCUACGAAAAACAGCAUUCCGGGUUAGGCAUGGCAGCAUUCUCCCUCCUUACCUCUGGGAAGUAUGUCAUCGAUCCAGAGCUGAGAGGAGAAGAAUAUGAGCGGAUCACCCAGAACUUGGACAUGAAGUUCUGGAAGUCCUUCUGGAACCUCACCGAAUCAGAGCUUGUAUCGGGAUUUGCCAGUUUAACCUCUACCCUAGUGCAAGUGAACCUCACCCUGACCAUACCCCCUGAACCGCUACUCCUCCCCCUGGUCUCAGACCCCCGUCUCUCUACCCCUGUGUCCCCGCCAGUGGCCCACUGGGGCCCUGGACCUGUCAACAUGCGCCUCAUCUCCUAUGAGCUUCGAGAAGGACAGGACAGUAAAGAGCUGCUAGCCUUCGCUCGUACAGAAGCUCCACCCAUUUCCCUGUCUUUAGUACCGUUUGGUGCCCAGAAGCGACCUCCUUCCCCCUGGCUGUUGAUCCACUUCCAUGGAGGAGGCUUCGUGUCCCAGACCUCCAAAUCCCAUGAGAACUAUCUGAAGAGCUGGUCCAAGGAUCUGAAUGUCCCCAUCCUGUCUGUGGAUUACUCCUUGGCACCUGAGGCCCCCUUUCCCAGAGCCCUGGAGGAGUGCUUCUACGCCUACUGUUGGGCCCUCAAGAACUGCCAUCUUCUGGGCUCCACUGCUGAGCGUGUGUGUCUGGCUGGGGACAGUGCUGGGGGGAACCUCUGCAUCACUGUGUCCAUGAGGGCCAUUGCCUGCGGUGUGCGCAUCCCUGAUGGAAUUAUGGCUGCAUAUCCUGCUACACUGCUCACCAUUGAAGCCUCGCCCUCCCGCCUUCUCACCAGCUUUGACCUACUGCUGCCCUUAGGGGUGCUCUCCAAGUGUAUCAACGCCUACACAGGUGUAGACUCUGAGACGGUUCAGCCUACAGAGGGGAUCAGCACGUUGAGCGCUCUAGGUAGAGACACCGCCUCGCUGAUCAGUGACCUCUCACACGGGGCGUCCAAAUGGAUCCAGUCCUUCAUUCCCGCAGAGGUCCUAGGGUCAUGGUCAUGGUCUCACCGGAGGUCCUUGGACAACAAGGCCCACCAGAGAUCAGUGUUGCCAUGUUCACCCGACUCCUCCUCAGGCCCCAGGGACUACCCGGAAGGCUUUGAGCCCCUGCGCUCCGAGCGCCUGUCUGUGAUCCAGCCGCCUAGCUGUCCCACCGCCAAGAACCCGUUUGUGUCACCCCUGCUAGCCUCUGACGACCUACUGCGUGGACUACCACAUGUACACUUAGUGGCCUCUGCACUGGAUGCUUUGCUGGAUGACUCUGUGAUGUUCGCCAGGAAACUGCGGAAUAUGGGCCAACCAGUGACCCUAAGGGUCGUGGAAGACCUCCCACAUGGCUUCCUUAGCCUAUCGGGAUACGCAGAGGAGAUAAAGGUGGCCUCCGACAUCUGCGUAGAGCGAAUCAGGGAGGUCUUCCAGCAGAAAACUCUGCCUUCCUGUACUCGCAAGUGACCAAUGUUUGAAAGGAAUAAUAAUGGGGCUGACCAUCUGCCUAAUAAAACCAAGGGGAAAACUGGUUGUUGUCCUCACAAAAGUGAAAGAGAACACCCUUGCCUUUCUUGCACUUUUCUGACUAGCACUGACUGAAUGCUGCUUUAUUGAGGAAAGCAUUUUCUAAUUAUGAGUGAUAUUUGAAGUUACUGGCUAAAGAGCAUCUGCUGAGGGUGAUGUCAAUGCUCACAGUUUAGUGUUUUUUAGUCCAGGAAAGGGUCAUGUCAUUUGUAAUCAAUUAAAUGUCAUAUUGCUUAAGGUUUGAGAACAAUACUGACACACAAAUGCAAUUUCACACAUUUUUAUUGAGUUUAAAAAUAUAUAAAAAACACUUGAGUGUCAGAGGGUGAGAGAGACGUUGAGUGUCCUGGGAGGCUGUGGCUUUAGCGAGGGGCUUUAUAUGGGCUUAACAACCGUGUCUCCCUGUGGCAGAAAAGACGCCACGCUAGACACCUUCACUUCAGGCUUAUGGGGUAAACCUUCCCAUACCUGUGAGCCUCAGACAACAAUAACACAAUGCUGGGAUGUCCUGUAUACCCAACCGUAUACCCUACCAAAAAAAGCUGAUACCAAUUAAUCAGCAGAUUUAAAAAAAAAAAUACAAAUGUAUACAUAUAUUUGUAAUAAUGACAAUUACAACAAUACUGAAUGAACACUUUUAUUUUAACUUAAUAUAAUACAUAAAGUCAAUUCAAAUCAAAGUUUUUGUCACGUGCGCUGAAUACAACCGGUGUAGACCUUACAGUGAAAUGCUUAAGCAAUUUAGUGUCAAAUAAAUAAUGAAACCUGUUCAAUUUGGUUUAAAUAAUGCAAAAACAGUGUUGGAGAAGAAAGUACAAGAGCAAUAUGUGCCAUGUAAAAAAAGCUAACGUUUAAGUUCCUUGCUCAGAACAUGAGAACAUAUGAAAGUUGGUGGUUCCUUUUAACAUGACUCUUCAAUAUUCCCAUUUAAGAAGAUUUAGGUUGUAGUUAUUAUAGGAAGAAUGACGCGUCGACUAUUUCUCUCUAUACCAUUUGUAUUUCAUAUACCUUUGACCAUUGGAUGUUCUAAUAGGUACUUUAGUAUUGCCAUCCUAAUCUCAGGAGUUGAUAGACUUGAAGUCAUAAACAGCACUGUGCUUCAAGCAUUGCUAAGAGCUACUAGCAAACGCAGUAAAGUGCUGUUUGAAUGAAUGCUUACGAGCCUGCUGCCGCCUACCACCGCUCAGACUGCUCUAUCAAAUCAUAGACAUUAUAUUAUAAUUAACACAGAACUAUGAGCCUUUGAUCAUUAAUAUGGUCAAAUCCGGAUACUAUCAUUUCGAAAACAAAACGUUUAUUUCAAUGAAAUACGGAACCGUUCUGUAUUUUAUCGAAUGGGUGGUAACCCUAAGACUAAAUAUUGCUGUUACAUUGCACAACCUUCAAUGUUAUGUCAUAAUUGUGUAAAAUUCUGGCAAAUUAAUUACGGUCUUUGUUAGGAAGAAAUGGUCUUCACACAGUUCGCAAGACCCAGGCAGCCCAAACUGCUGCAUAUACCCCGACUCUGUUGCACAGAACGCAAGAGAAGUGACGCAAUUUCCCUAGUUAAUAUUGCCUGCUAACAUGCAUCUAUUUUAACUAAAUAUGCAGGUUUAAAAAUUAUUUUAAGUAAGGUAUUGAUGUUCAUGGUUAGGUGCAUUUGUGUAACAAUUGUGCUUUUUUUCGCAAAUGUGCUUUUGUUAAAUCUUCCCCCGUUUGGCUAAGUAGGCUGUGAUUCGAUGGUAAAUUUAACAGGCAACGCUUUGAUUAUAUGCAACGCAGGACAAGCUAGUUAACCUAGUAAUAUCAUCAACCAUGUGAAGUUAUGUGAAGAUUGUUUUUUAUAAGAUACGUUUAAUGCUAGCUAGCAACUUACCUUGGCUCCUUGCAGCCACAAGGUCCUUUUGAUGCUCCACUCGCGUAACAGGUGGUCAGCCUGCCACACAGUCUCCUCGUGGAUUGCAAUGUAAUCAGCCAUAAUCGUCAUAAAAAAGUCUGAUUACCGACUGUUAUGAAAACUUGAAAUCGGCCAUAGUUAAUCAGCCAUGCCGAUUAAUCGGUCGACAGCUCAUCUCUUGGUCACAGAUACUUAAAAAAAAAAAUAAUGGGCCUCGUGAUCUCUUCACGGUAUUCUUGUUCAUUCAAAUUGCCAUCGAUAAAAUGCAAUUGUUUUUCUGUACCUUAUGCCUGCCCAUACCAUAACCCAAUUGAUGCCAUGGGGCACUCUGUUGUGAGGCUCCGACUGGCACUCUGUUGUGAGGCCAAAUUCUACUGCCAAAUUCUCUAAAAUGAUGGAGGUGGCUUAUAGUAGAGAAAUUAACAUUAAUUUCUGGCAAGAGCUCUAGUGAGCAUUCCUGCAGUCAACAUGCCAAUUGCACACUCAACUUGAGACAUCUGUGGCAUUGUGUUGUGAGUGGCCCUUUUGUCUUAUUGUCCCCAGCACAAGGUGCACUUGUGUAAUGAUCAUGCUGUUUAAUUUGAUUCUGAUAUGCCACGUGUCAGGUGGAUGGAUUAUCUUGGCAAAGGAGAAAUGCUCACUAACAGGAAUGUAAACAAAUUUGUGCACAAAAUGAGAGAAUUAAGCUUUUUGUGGGUAUAAAAACUUUUUGGGAUCUUUUAUUUCAGCUCAUGAAACAUGGGACCAACACUAAAACAUCUUGUGUUUUAUAUUUUUGUUCAGUGUAGUUGCUUAUAUCUUGUGUGCCCGAUGAUGCCCCUCAUCCCUUAUUCUGUACUGGGCUUGCAAUAUUAAGUGCGCCAAGUGUGAUCUCAAUAAAAUGAUUCAUCGUCUAGUCUUUCUCAAACCCGCGCCGGUCCAUGGAGGAAUACAUGCUGGCCUGGAGUGUAAUUGUAUUGAAUAUGAUUUAGUUGGCUUUUUUGUGGUCUGCGGCAUAUUGGACUGAUAUAAAUACUUGCCUUGGGCCUACUUGCAUAAUGCACUGAACAAAGCACUUGCCGCAUUAAACAAAUUGUUGGCAUGACUGUGUUUAGCUACACCACACAGGCUAGCUCUGCUGCGCAGCCUGCAUUCUUAUUAAAAAAUUGUACCUUCAACUAGGCAAGUCAGUUAAGAACAAAUUCUUAUUUACAAUGACGGCCUACCCCGGCCAACGCUUUGCCAAUUGUGCGCCGGCCUAUGGGACUCCCAAUCACGGCCGGAUGUGAUACAGCCUGGAUUCGAACCAGGGACUGUAGUGCCUCUUACAAUGAGAUACAGAGCCUUAGACUGCUGCGUCACUCGGGAUCCCAAAUAACAGCUGCCUGACAAAACCGGUCUGUGUGAUGUGUCAAGAUGCUAUUGUAAAGAACCUGUAAGGACACAGAAACCCUCACGUUGUUUGUUGACUAGCAUUAACACUGAUUUCCCAUUAAAUAAUCACAUUUUAUUUGAAUGAACAUACAGUGCACACCAAAACUGACCAACCGCACACCAAGCAUUCCCAAAUACUCUCCAACAUGCCUUCCGCAUCAUAACAUACAGCAACUAAUUUGCAUAACAUUGUGUGAUAGGCUGAGAGACUUUAGAAUGUAUAAAACAUUACCUUACCCCCUCAUGCUCGGAAACAACGCCAAAGGAAGGUUUGAGCCAGUUGUAGUGUAUCACGGUAUGAUAAGGUCCAUUACACUGUACUACUUCAUACAGCACCUCUGACAGUUUAUUUGACAUUUUGAAAGGACCCUUCAAUUUCUUUCUCAGUUUGAGUGACAACCCCUUUUCCCUCUGGUAGUCUCUAAGCCACACAUUAAUUUUCCUCAUACCUCUGGGGUGUCACCUUUAGAAUCCAAGUAUUGCUUUUGUUUACCUGUGGCUUUUAUGUGAUUUCUCUUUACAGAUUCCCUUACAGUGCUUAAAUACCCUUUUACCUUUUGCACAUGAGAAAAAUACUGUUCCCCUUCAUUUUGUGUUCCCAUAACCACAUCAACCAAUGAAGUCAUUUCAGCACCAAACAGCACCCUGUAUGGUGUGAACCCGUGGAAGAUUGAAGGCUACUCCUGUAUGACAUCAUCACAUAUGGGAGUAUCUCAUCCCAAUUUCUUUGAUUGUCAGCAUGUUGAUCAGAGUUCUGUUCACUCUAUCCAUUAAACCAUUUGAUUGUG
Oncorhynchus masou masou (cherry salmon) is the source of this 6572-nucleotide messenger RNA. Its product is annotated as hormone-sensitive lipase-like. Gene Ontology annotation, molecular function: triacylglycerol lipase activity; sterol ester esterase activity. The record is from RefSeq and is a predicted model, not a curated record. Gene Ontology annotation, biological process: triglyceride catabolic process; cholesterol metabolic process. Lineage: Eukaryota; Metazoa; Chordata; Actinopteri; Salmoniformes; Salmonidae. The transcript has 12 exons. Gene Ontology annotation, cellular component: cytosol. The coding region runs from base 354 to 2435 and encodes 693 amino acids.